Molecule: messenger RNA, 441 nt
Organism: Striga hermonthica
Lineage: Eukaryota; Viridiplantae; Streptophyta; Magnoliopsida; Lamiales; Orobanchaceae
Source: the annotation of a GenBank genome assembly
AUGAGGAUGAAUUAUUAUCCUCCAUGUCCCCAGCCAGAGCUUGUAAUGGGCUUUUGCCCCCAUUCUGAUGCUUCUGGGCUUACUAUUCUCCUACAGGUCAAUGAGACAGUGGGCCUCCAGGUCAAGAAAGAUGGGUUUUGGGUCCCAGUUUCACCACUCCCUGAUGCAUUUGUUGUCAACAUUGGUGAUGCUUUGGAGGUGGUGACCAAUGGAAUUUAUAGGAGCAUUGAGCACAGAGCAACAACAAAUUCACAAACGGAGAGGCUCUCAAUUGCCACAUUUCUGAAUCCAAGACUCGACGGCAAUUUGGGCCCUGCUCCAAGCCUACUGGGCCCAAAAUAUCCAGCCCAAUUCAAAACAGUUAGCGGUGCUGAUUUUAUGAGGGGCUUUUUUAGCAAGGAGCUCAAUGGAAAGUCAUAUCUUGACACCCUUAGGGUUUGA